Messenger RNA from Daucus carota subsp. sativus, 1903 nucleotides. RefSeq lists its product as uncharacterized. Bases 131 to 1750 code for a protein of 539 amino acids. The record is from RefSeq and is a predicted model, not a curated record. Gene Ontology annotation, biological process: response to chitin; response to stress. The transcript is spliced from 4 exons. Lineage: Eukaryota; Viridiplantae; Streptophyta; Magnoliopsida; Apiales; Apiaceae.
AAUAGGACUCACUCAAAUACAGCUUACAAACUCAAAUACAGCUUACAACUUUGCGCAAUCCAUUCAACACAGAGAAUUGUACACCAAACCCAUUAAACACAUUAAACCUUGAAUCAUAUUUUACAUUAAGAUGACAAUGAAGAGGAGUAGAGAAGAUGAACAAACAAUGGCCAACUGUCUCAUGCUUCUUUCACAAUUCGGCAAAUCCCAGUCUGAUCUAAUUUCAGCCGGCCGUGUUUACGAAUGCAAGACAUGUAACCGGCAGUUCCCAUCGUUCCAAGCGUUAGGCGGUCAUCGGGCCAGUCACAAGAAGCCUAAAUUAAUGGCAGGAGAUCUUCUACAACAAGUACCGGAGAAGCCCAAGACACACGAGUGCUCCAUAUGCGGAGCUGAGUUUGCUUUUGGUCAAGCUCUUGGGGGACACAUGCGGCGCCACCGUGCAGAGAUGGAGGCUAAUUCUACUAGUACUACAAUAAGUGAUGAUGCUCAAGAGGUUGUGAAGUUGGUGCCCAUUAUCAAGAGGAGUAAUAGUUGCAAAAGGGUUUGGGGUUUGGAUCUAAAUCUUAUGACAGAUGAUCGUAAUUUUUUAAAGUUGGGGUGGUAUGAUAUGUUGAUUCUUGGUAGUGAUGAAAUGAUUGAAUCUACUAAGAAGAUGAUAAAGAGUAACUUUGAAUUUAAGGAUAUGGGAGUUAUGGAUGUUAUAUUAGGAAUAAAAGUUAUUCAAUCAUCAGAUGGUUUAAUAUUGUCGCAAUCACAUUACAUUGAGAAAAUUCUUGAAAAGUUCAAGAAAUAUAAUAUUAAACCAAUGCGUACACCACUUGAAGUGACAAAUCAUCUUAAAAAGAAUAAAGGUGAAAGUGUGUCACAACUUGAAUACUCUCGUAUCAUGGGAAGCAUCAUGUAUGUGAUGAACUGUACUAGGUCUGACAUUGCUAAUGCUGUAAGUAGGCUUAGUCGAUAUACACAUAAUCCUAGUAGAGAACAUUGGAAAGCAAUUAUAAGAUUACUAGGGUAUUUAAUGCAUACUAAAGACUUUGGAUUGCACUAUAGAAAAUAUCCAGCAGUAUUAGAAGGUUAUAUUGAUGCUAACUGGAUAUCAGAUAAAGCUGGUGAAGAAGCUGAAUGGCUUCGAGAUUUUUUAGAAGAUAUUCUCGACUGGGAGAAGCCAGUACCUCCAGUUAGUAUACAUUGUGAUAGUCAAACAACAAUUGAUUUAACAGGAAAUACAAUGUAUAAUGUACCAACUCGCGAAACCUCUAGCAUUUGGGUCAAACAACAAAACCAUAUUUGUACGAAGCCCCAAACCAUACAACAAAUGACAGUGAAAAGAUACAGAGCAGAUGAGCCGAAGAGCUUAAUGCUUCUCUCUCGCGUAGGCGCUACAAAAACAGACCGUAUAUACGAGUGCAAAACAUGCAGCCGCAAGUUCCCAUCAUUUCAAGCACUUGGUGGCCACCGAACGAGCCACAAAAAACCCAUGUUGGCAGCAGGUGAGAAAGAGCCCGUAAAGCCAAAGACCCAUGAGUGCUCGAUUUGCGGCAUGGAGUUUCCGCUAGGCCAAGCCCUUGGUGGACAUAUGAGGCGCCACCGUGGUGCUUAUGAAAAUUUUAGUGAUGUUACUGAGAGAACUGAUGAUGAUGAUUCGACGAAGACAGUCCCGGUUUUGAUGAGGUCAAAUAGUGGCAAACGAAUUUUGUGUUUGGACUUGAGUUUGAGGCCGUACGAGAUCGAUUUAACGCUAAAGUUAUAGACGUAUAGUUAUGUUUUGUAGUCCUAAAAAACCUCCUCCGUUUUUCUUUUCUUUUCUAUCCCUUCCUCGACACGAACUGUUCUGCGUCUGUUUGUCCAUCUAUGAAAUAUAAUAUAAUACUCUUGUAAAUUCAAAUAAUAAACUUUUAGAUAA